AUGCACCCUCUCGUAAAGGACGGGGUUUCCGCCGCUUUUGCCACUAUCAUUAUCACCGUCUUUUUAGAGGUGGUAUUUCGGUUCCGAUUUGACGAUAGCAAAUCUCGCGCUGGCUAUAGAAGAUGGAUCAUUAGUGUUUUGGCGAGUCUUAGACUAUCCGUUUCAGCACUACCAGGUGCUACAAACACUGGAGACGUGAAUAGUCCCACAAAUCAGCCCACUAGCCUCCCCUCCCCUCCCUAUGAGAUAUCGUCAUCAAUCGUAGGUAUAUCUUCGGAUCUAGCUUCUAAAGCAUCAGUCGUUAUACAGCAGACGGUACUCUCAUGCUGUUUUAACAAGACAUUCUUAAACAUUCUCCCAGGCCCAACAACGAUGGGUCCAACAGCUCCAGCACAUACCUCUCCUCCUGAAUUUCUUGAUACACUCGAAGAUUUUACUUGGUCCUGGAAGAGUGGCCGAGCUAUCACUUUACUCAUCAUGGUAGUCUGCUUUGCCUUUGUGGAGACAGCACUCGGCUUUUUCGCUCUUGGGGAUGAGCUAAGAGCUAAAUCCACAGACCCAGUCGAACCGCCGGCUCCCGACCAGGAUGUUGCUGCUCAGGACGAAAGAGAUAAACUUGCCGUUGCCAUCGCUGCUGCUGUUACCACUGUAGUUUCAGUUGAUCUUGCCACUACUAUCAAUAACGCCGUCGCCGCUGCUGUUGAUGCUGCUGUUACCGCUGCCAUCAAUACUGCCGUUGCCGUUGCUCCUGCCACCGUGUCCACCGUGUCCACCAAUGUUGCCGUCGAUCCCAGCGCGGAUGCCAGUAUUACCGCUGAUAGUACCGGCGCUGGUGCCGCUGCCGUUGGGAGUUUUGCCAUUCGUUGCGACGAUCGUGGUGCCCCCGGUGGUGCUACUACUAACUUCGCUACUACUAGCCGUGAUAAGAGGCCAAUUUUAGCUUCUAGUAUUAUAGUCGCCAACUCCCUAGCAAUAUUCGUCACUACAUAUAUGGUUCGUGACGAUAUUGUACCUGUUUCCAUAACAGCCCUAGUUGUGACCAUCUCUUCUAUUUCGUUUCUCUGGCUUCACUCAACGGUCUGA
This is a messenger RNA of Orbilia oligospora ATCC 24927, 1083 nucleotides long. RefSeq lists its product as uncharacterized. The transcript has 3 exons. Bases 1 to 1083 code for a protein of 360 amino acids. The record is from RefSeq and is a predicted model, not a curated record. NCBI's taxonomy places the organism in Eukaryota, Fungi, Ascomycota, Orbiliomycetes, Orbiliales, Orbiliaceae.